This is a messenger RNA of Lottia gigantea (owl limpet), 522 nucleotides long. RefSeq lists its product as hypothetical. Lineage: Eukaryota; Metazoa; Mollusca; Gastropoda; Lottiidae. The record is from RefSeq and is a predicted model, not a curated record. The annotation marks the transcript as partial. The transcript is spliced from 3 exons.
UUACACUUAAUAGCAUUGAAUCAGCCAAAGCGUGGUGAUAUGCAUGGUAUAAGAGGAGCUGAUUACGAGUGCCACAGACAGGCUCGUAAAGCAGGAUUCCGUGGAACUUACAGAGCUUUCUUGUCUACACAAACUCAAGAUGUUGAUUCCAUUAUAUAUAAACUUGAUAGAAAAAUACCAAUAGUUAACAGCAAGGAUGAAAUGAUCUUUAAUUCGUGGGAUGAUUUAGUCAAUGGUGCUGGUGGUUAUUUUAAUAAUAAAUCUACAAUUUAUUCAUUUGAUGGUAAAGAUAUUAUGCAUGAUCCAGCUUGGCCCCAAAAAAUAAUUUGGCAUGGUUCCAAUAGAAAUGGACAACUAAUGAAAGAUGAAUAUUGUAAUAAGUGGCAUUCAAUGAGUCGGAACAAAAUGGGACUUGGUAGUUCUUUAAUGAAAAAUAUGUUAUUAGACAGUGAACAGUAUUCCUGUAAUAAUGCAUUUAUAGUUCUGUGUGUUGAAAAUACAUCUCAACGCAACCUACGAUAA